AUGCCCAUGGCGGCACUUCGAGUGGUGAUUCUUCUCUCCGUGUAUGUCCUGUUUGACAGUCUGCAGUUGAUCGUCCACAUGGGCUCGUUAAUAUCAGUGUUCGGAACUCUCAAGCCGGAUCUCAGCACAUACGUUGAGCAAUACUUCCUCACUCUCAACAUCUGCGGGACCGCACAUCUGUUCUACCUGAUAGGGUGCAGCAUGGCGCUCGCAAAGACCAUCCUUCAGAGCACUAAUCCUGGAGCUUAUGUACUGCUUGUAGGAGCGGGAUGCGUUACGUGGGGAGUGCUGAACCGUUGUCGAAUGCGCGGAGAUUAUGCAGUCUCCGCAUUAGCCGUGGCAUUCCUGAGCUUGCUCGUUAUUAUCUAUACACAAGUCCAGUCCAUCUACGCUUCUACUGUCCUUGUAUCCACGUAUACCUUCGUCUACAUAAUCUCCGCCGCACUCUUCACCGCCGCAUAUCGACUCUCCCCCUUCCACCCCUUGGCUAAUUUUUCGGGUCCGUGGCUUUGGUACAUCAGCAGUCUCAAGCUUUCGUGGGUCUCGCUACAAGGAAGGCGGCAUCUGAUCAUCGACGAACUACACCGUCAAUAUGGACCCUUUGUGAGGAUCGGUCCGGACACCCUCUCCGUCAAUACCCUCUCCGCGAACUACAUAUACGGUGCGCAGGCGCACAUGGAGAAGAGCGACUCGUAUUUGUUACCAGGUCGCCAACCAAAUGUAUCGCUUUUCUUCAAACAGAAGACAGAGAAGACACACAGCGACAGGAAGCGGGUGUGGUCCGCAGCAUUCACAGGGUCGGCUGUCGUCCAUUUCUUCCCUGCACUGGAGCGUCGGACGUGGCAGCUGCUUUCUUGUAUCGAGGAGAGACAAGCUGCGGGCAAAGACGGCUAUGUAGAUCUUGCAAAGUGCUUCUGCCAUUGGUCGUAUGAUUUUAUGGGCGACAUGGUAUUUGGAGGAUGCAACAAUUUGGAGCUCAUGAAAACGGGCGACCCUGACAAGCUGGUGGAGGGCGGGAAGGUUGCUACUAUUGUCGUCGAUAGACCUGUGACUCGCCUGCGCGACAUUGCUGCAUCCCUAAUGAGGACCCGAAUCAAGUCUGAUGCGGACGUCGAAUUGCGCGACCUGACUUCGUACCUGUUGGCUGGAGACCUUCAAACCGGAGAACGGAUCUCGCAUGCUGAUCUCGAGCUAGAGGCCAUUGUAGCCAUACAAGGCGGUGAGCGUACUUUGACCAAGAUGCGAGAGAUAAGUAUUCACAAGCUCUAG
Postia placenta MAD-698-R-SB12 is the source of this 1269-nucleotide messenger RNA. RefSeq lists its product as hypothetical. Bases 1 to 1269 code for a protein of 422 amino acids. Lineage: Eukaryota; Fungi; Basidiomycota; Agaricomycetes; Polyporales; Adustoporiaceae. The transcript has 11 exons. Gene Ontology annotation, molecular function: iron ion binding; heme binding; monooxygenase activity. The record is from RefSeq and is a predicted model, not a curated record.